Eucalyptus grandis is the source of this 3558-nucleotide messenger RNA. RefSeq lists its product as uncharacterized. NCBI's taxonomy places the organism in Eukaryota, Viridiplantae, Streptophyta, Magnoliopsida, Myrtales, Myrtaceae. The transcript has a single exon. The record is from RefSeq and is a predicted model, not a curated record. The annotation marks the transcript as partial.
CCCGACGAUCGAUCGAUCGUCCGCGGCCGCUUUCCCCAGUUCAAUUCAGAAGCGAGGAACGUGUCCUCUCCGGCCGCCGCCCGAGAGCCGCCGCGAGCGAAACGCUGUCCAGCCCAGCCGCCCCCCUUCUCUCUGAGGCGCUCUGCGUAUCUCUGCCUCAGCCAUGAGCUCCCCGUCGGCCUCCCCUCUGCAGCACCCGCCGGAUCAAGAGGCCGACCCCCCGACCCAUCACCCGGAAUCGCCCGAGACCCAAACCCUAACCCUCGAGGCGGACCCUUCCAGGUCCGACGGGGACUCCCAGAUCCUCGUCCAGGACGACGACUCGACCCAGGACCAGCCCGACCCGGUCCCCGCCCCGUCCCCGCGAGCCCAAGACCCGAGCUUUAUGGCCCCCGCCCCGGCCCCGCCCCCGCCCCCGCCCCGGCCUCCUCCCGCCGCGGCGGCUUCAAGAGUAAGAAGGCCGCGCAGAAGCGGCGCGCCAUGGCGAAGAAGUCGCAGCAGAAGCUCGAAUUGCUCGUCAAGACCUUCAAGCCCGUCCCUUUCGCCCCCGGCAAGGCCCUCGACUUCGCGCGCCGCGAGGGCCUCCUGCAGCGGCUCGGGCUCUGGGAGUUCGUCCGCCUGGACUUCGACCGGCCCCUGCGCGGCGGCCUGAUCGCCCAGCUGGUCGCCAGUUUCAGCAAGAUCGAGCGGUGCAGCUACGUCAAUGGGGUCAAGAUUCGGGUCAGCCGGGCCGACCUGGCGCGGGCGCUGAAGCUGCCGGCCAAGAGGGUCGUGGCCAGUGCGGAGGGCACAGGUGAGGGUUCCGAAACCGAGGAGUCUAUUGGGUUUGUUUUGGAUUUAGUGUCGAAUUGGAUGCUUUUGCAUGAUGAUGAUACGUGGAUGAUGCCUGAUGAGAUUAUGAGUUGGGACAAGUUGAUUAGAGAAGGGAGCUUCGAGAAGGUGGAUUGGGCGGGCAUGAUGUGGUUUAUGGUGGAGAAGGAGUUGAUGCUGGCGCCCAAUUUGGAGAAUUGUUACUAUGCAUCGCACUUGCAGUGUUUGAUUAGGUCUCAGCGCGAGGAAUUGUUGUCGGCAGUGGAGGUCGAAGUGAAGGAUGUGGAGGAGGUUGAAGUGAAGGAUGUGGAUGAGGUUGAAGUGAAGGAUUUGGAAGAGGUUGGAGUGAAAGAUGCGGAGGAAGUUGGAGUGAAAGAUGUGGAGGAGGAUGCAGAUGGUGGUGAUGUGAAGAUGGCUGAAUUGGAAGAGCAGAGAUUGGAGUUGAGCCUUGGACAGGAGAAUGCCGAUAACAAAGCUGAUGAGGAGGAGAAGGAAGGUAACAAAGCCGAUGAGGAGGAGAAGGAAGGUACUAGCAUUGAAUUGGGACUUUUGCAAAACGAAAAGUUUGAUGUUGAGAAUGAGGACAAUGCUCAACUGAGCCUUGGGCUUGAAGAGAAAGUUGAAGCUGAAAUGGACGACAAAAAUGAAGCGGGUCUGGUGGAGGAGAAGGGCUUCGAAAUGGAAAAGGAAAAUAAAGAGGAAGGUGGAUUUGAUGAUGUCAUGGAUUCUCAGGAGUGUAAAGAGGAGGAAGAAGAACAAGGUGGGCAGUGGUCUUUGGAUGGGAGAAAUAUUUCAGGAGACCCAUUCUUGCAGAGGUGCAGUUUUAAUGAAGCUAACGAAAUGAGGUUUGAUGUGGAUCAGAAAGGAGGAGUGGAAGGAGGAGUAGUAGGCGAGGAACAAGAAGACGAAGAACUAGAGGAAGAGGAAGAGGAAGAAGAAACCAAUGAGGAGGAGCAGCAAGAGCCCGGAGGGUUCAAUAUAUCUCCAAAGUUUAGUGAUUUGGAGAGGUUGCCUUCAUCGAAUCUUCUGCAUGUUUUGGAGUCUGCUCAUAUUCCUUUUAACACUGGGAUGCAACUUCGAGAUGAUUCUUGUGGGGAGUUCUUAGCUUCAAGAGCUGACAGUCACUUGGGUCCAAGUUCUUCGUCCAUCUUUGGCAAUGUGAACAAGAGAGAGAUUGAUACUGACAAUGACAGGAUGCAUCACCAGCUGAAUGGGGGAAACAAGCGGAUGAGGACUGACGGUUCUUGGGACAGUAAAUCACUGGACUUCAAUAUGUGCUUGGAGCAAGUGCAACAUUGGGUGGAAAAGGCAAGGAUGGCGCAUGAGGCAAAAGAACAAGCGUUUGCUGAGUCCGGCAUGAAUCAACAAAUAUUCCUCAGUGAGCUGCAACGGCGGGAUGCUUUGAUCGAGCAUUUGCAGAAGACAAGUAAUGAAGAGAUAGUGAAAAAGAAGAUGGAAAUAUAUCGACUUGAAUGUGAACUCUAUAUGAUGGCGAACCUUCUAGAUGGCUACAAGAAGGCCUUGAAGGAAACUGACCGGAAAUUUGCUGAAUACAGGGCUCGUUGUCCUCAGCUUGAUGAGCCACUUUAUAAAGAUGUUCCUGGGUCUGGCGGUCUUGUUUUGAGCAUUAGGGAACUGGAAAAGCAGCGGUUUAAACAGGAAGAAGAGGAGAAAAUGAAGCUUUCGGCCAUGAAGGACAAGAUUGAGGAAUUCGAAAACUUUUUUACUGUCAGCUUCAAAGAACGUCUUGAAGGAAUUAAUCUGCUCAAUGGCAGGUUGCACAAUGUUGAGAAGGGAUUGGAACGUUUGAAGGAAUCAGCGGAAAAGCGUAAAGCCUCAGAAGCAACAAUUGCUAUUGCUUCAAGGGAAGAAAAUGUCCCAGAAAAAGCAACAACUGCAGCUGCUGCUCCUAUGGAAGAAAAUGUCCCGGAAGAAGCAACAACCGAAGCUGCUGCUCCUAUGGAAGAAAAUGUCCCGGAAGAAGCAACAACCGAAGCUGCUGCUCCUAUGGAAGAAAAUGUCCCGGAAGAAGCAACAACCGAAGCUGCUGCUCCUAUGGAGGAAAAUGUCCCGGAAGAAGCAACAACCGAAGCUGCUGCUCCUAUGGAGGAAAAUGUCCCGGAAGAGGCAACAACCGAAGCUGCUGCUCCUAUGGAGGAAAAUGUCCCAGAAGAAGCAACAACCGCAGCUGCUGCUCCUAUGGAAGAAAAUGUCCCGGAAGAAGCAACAACUGCAGCUGCUGCUCCUAUGGAAGAAAAUGUCCCGGAAGAAGCAAUAACCGCAGUUGCUGCUCCUACGGAAGAAAAUGUCCCGGAAAAUGUCCCGGAAAAUGUCCCGGAAGAAGCAAUAACCGCAGCUGCUGCUCCUACGGAAGAAAAUGUCCUGGAAGAAGCAACAACCGCAGCUGCUGCUCCUACGGAAGAAAAUGUCCCAGAAGAAGCAGCAACUGCAGCUGCUGCUCCUACAGAAGAAAAACUCUCGGAAGCAGCUACAACUGGUGAUCCAAUGGAGGAAUGAACUUAUCAGGAGUUCUUUGCUUUGCAACAUUUUGAUAAUAUAUAGGUAGCUUCCAUGGUGGCUUAUAUUUUCAGCCUCUUAACAAUGAACAGGUUCUUGAUUUGGGUCAACAUUACCCCCUUGUGUUAUUUUGGUUGGCCUAGUCUGUAAUUUAAGCGCUUUGUUGACUGGAAGAUAGGGGUUGGGAUUGCAGUUCUACUACAUCUAUGGUUACUUUGCUUAGUCUUCAUA